CUGUCUCACCGGUGUCGAGUUUGGCUGACUUUGACUUGUUGGACUGAUAAGAAUUACACAAAUUCAUAUUCACUUCAUGAGGCCGUUGUGUCGCAAACUUUAGACGUCGUUUUGAAGGACAGUAGAGUGGUUGAGGAACCACCAGAUUACCUGAGGCUCGAGGUUAAACCAGAAGGUGCUCCAAAAGUAUCUUUUCAUUACGAGUUGAUGGAAGGAUUUUAUGCGGACAAGAAAAAACACAAUGAGCAGAAAAUAGAACAAAAAAGUGCUUUCUCGCCCGAAAUAUUUUUUAACAUCAUGCUGCCUCCAAUAAUCUUCAACGCGGGGUACAGUCUCAAAAAGCGGCAUUUUUUUCGAAAUAUAGGAAGUAUUCUUGCUUUCGUUUUUAUUGGAACGACUGUGUCCUGUCUCGCUACUGGCGCGCUCAUGUACGUCUUCACCAGUAUAUUCGGCAUGGGUUUCUCUUUCCAAGAGCUACUGUUUUUUGGUGCAGUUAUUUCUGCUACUGAUCCAGUCACGGUUAUCUCAAUUUUCACCGAGAUGAAUGUUGAAGCAGAUCUUUUUGCACUAGUAUUUGGUGAGAGUGCCCUCAAUGAUGCUGUUGCCAUUGUUUUAUCAAGCACUAUCGAUGCUUUUUCCGCCGCAGACGAGGUUGGCGCCAACGAAAUCUUUCGUGCUCUUGGAAAAUUCGCCUAUGUUUUCUUUGGUAGGAUGGUUUUCUUGAAUCUUUUUCAACAG
Molecule: messenger RNA, 738 nt
Organism: Cylicostephanus goldi
Lineage: Eukaryota; Metazoa; Nematoda; Chromadorea; Rhabditida; Strongylidae
Source: the annotation of a GenBank genome assembly